Messenger RNA from Monomorium pharaonis (pharaoh ant), 1357 nucleotides. It is a transcript of the gene Smug, whose product is annotated as single-strand selective monofunctional uracil DNA glycosylase. The record is from RefSeq and is a predicted model, not a curated record. Lineage: Eukaryota; Metazoa; Arthropoda; Insecta; Hymenoptera; Formicidae. Bases 211 to 1284 code for a protein of 357 amino acids. Gene Ontology annotation, molecular function: single-strand selective uracil DNA N-glycosylase activity; oxidized pyrimidine nucleobase lesion DNA N-glycosylase activity. The transcript is spliced from 4 exons. Gene Ontology annotation, biological process: base-excision repair.
AGAGAGGCUUUUUUGUGUACCUGCGAAAAGGAAUAUUUUCGGGAACAUUCGAAUGCAUUUCGUAGAUUUUAAACGGACCGUGAGAAAGAGAGAGAAAACGAAAGCGAAAGUGAGAGAUUAGAUUAGAACUGCAUUCCUACAUCAAAACAAUACCCUCAAAAUAAUAUUCAAGUAAAUCUUGAGUUUACAUCGAACUUUCCAAAAGUAAUCAUGCCUCGUGCAAAGAGAGCCAGAGCAAAGAGCGACGAUGUGCCCAGUGAAAAGAAGUUAAAACGAUCAAAUUCAAGUGUCAUGGAUUACAUGACCCAAAUACAGACAACUUUGGGAAUUAAGCAACAGGCAGAUGAAAAUGGAGACACAAAGGAGCAUGCUCCUGUUUCUGAUACAAAAGCAAAACAAAAUACAACUGAACAUGAUUCUGCGAUACUUACAGGUGCUUCUAAUACUGAAGCCUCUAAUAUUGAAACUUUCAAUACUGAAGCUUCUAACACUGAAGAAAAUGAAACUACAGUCGAUCACACUUCUGCAGUAUCUACAUCCAUCUCUGAUAGAUUACUGUUGAUUGAACAAGAGCUUUGUACCAAAUUACAGAACGUUACCUUUCCAUCUGCCAUACAGUAUAUUUACAAUCCGCUUGAGUAUGCAUCCAAAACGCAUGCUAUGUAUGUGCACAAAUACUGCAGUGGCGUAAAGAAGAUCUUGUUUGUUGGUAUGAAUCCUGGACCAUGGGGUAUGUCGCAAACUGGGGUACCGUUUGGAGAGAUAAAUAUGGUGCGUGAUUGGCUCAAGAUCUCGGGUCCUGUUGGCAAACCCAAGAAGGAACAUCCUGAACGGAAGGUGACGGGAUUCCAGUGUACACGCAGCGAAGUCAGCGGACAGAGACUGUGGGGCCUUUUCCGGGACCUUUGUGGAAGUCCUGAGAACUUCUUCCAGCACGCAUACAUGCACAAUUAUUGCCCUCUCGCGUUCAUGGACGGCAGAGCUCGAAACAUCACCCCUGCGGAAUUAAAGGGUGAUGGACAGAAGAUCUUACAUGAGACAUGCGACAAAUCCCUGAUAGAUAUAAUACAACUUCUGAAAGCAGAGAUUGUCAUUGGUAUUGGUAACUACGCUGAGAAAAGAGCACAGAUUGCAGUUCAGACAGCAAAUCUUCCAGUACAAGUAAUGGUCCUGCGACAUCCCAGUCCAAGAGCUGUUGGUAAUCAAAAUUGGAACGAAACGGCUAUGAAACGGCUAAACGAAUUGAAAUUACUUAAGUAUUUUGAAAAGAAGAGUACUGUCUAAAUUUUCUGUUGUGCAGGAUAUCAUUUUUUUUUAAUAACAUUAAUUUUUUUUAUAAAGAGUUUGCAAAAAAUAA